UUCAGUUACCCAAAAUUAGUUCACGCUUUCUACCCAACUCAGAUUCAAUUCAUCGCACACCUCGUCUUCGUUCUUUUCUUCCCGCCAACGAAAACAAAAAAACUGACUAUAAAACACACACACACACAAACAAACACAUCACAACAAACAAAUCAAAUGAGGAAUGCAAAACGAAACCCUCUUUCAGAUCUAACCAAUUCAAACCAUUUUUCAUCUUCAUCCGUUUCUUCAUCAGCCACAAUUCACCCAAUCAAGAACACUCCAAACAAAACCUCCACCAUUCGCCGAAACCAUUCUCCUCUUUCACAAACCAAUUUCAAUCUAAUUGAUGUUAAGCCAUCAACACUUCGUUGCGGAAAGAAUCAAAAGAAAGCACUAGCGUUACCGACUCCGUUAACCGUUCGAUGCCGAAAGAAGCAGCGUGUUGUGUCUACUGAAGAAGUGGAGCUUCAAGAUUUCAUUCAGAAACAGAAAGCAUACUAUAAGGAGAUUGAUGAAUUUCAACUUGAGGAGGAAGAGGUCGAAUCUAUUGAUGCAUGAUAUAAUAUUUUACUACUUUAGGUUAAUACAUAAAUGCAGUAGUAGAAGUUAAUUGUUCAUGUUGAUAUAGGAUUUGGAUUCUAUAUAUAGUAUAUACUCUUCCCAAUUUCCUAAUUAAGUUUGUAAUCAAGGCAAAAAAGUUGUUUAAUAUGGUAGGUAAUUACACGAGUUCGUAAAUUGACCUUAGAAACUCAAUCUUGUAGUAUAUUUUUGCAAUUCAAACCUUGAUAUGAAUACUUGCCAUGUUUUACAA
This is a messenger RNA of Trifolium pratense (red clover), 793 nucleotides long. RefSeq lists its product as uncharacterized. The transcript has 3 exons. Bases 157 to 540 code for a protein of 127 amino acids. NCBI's taxonomy places the organism in Eukaryota, Viridiplantae, Streptophyta, Magnoliopsida, Fabales, Fabaceae. The record is from RefSeq and is a predicted model, not a curated record.